Messenger RNA from Helobdella robusta, 1365 nucleotides. RefSeq lists its product as hypothetical. Bases 158 to 1033 code for a protein of 291 amino acids. The transcript has 6 exons. The record is from RefSeq and is a predicted model, not a curated record. Gene Ontology annotation, molecular function: protein binding. NCBI's taxonomy places the organism in Eukaryota, Metazoa, Annelida, Clitellata, Rhynchobdellida, Glossiphoniidae.
AUUUGCUCUUGGAUCAUCUCCUAUUGAUAUUCACUAUCAAGGAUUCCAUUCAAUCUCGGUUUAUGAUUUCUUUAAAUCGACCGAAAAUGAGAACAACACAGAAUUACCCACUCUUCGAUUCCACACAUCCAGAAGAUUAGGACCACCUCUGCUUUGGAUGGAGUAUAAAACUUGCAUGGUUGACAAUUGUUUGUAUGUGGCUGGGGGAAACAGAUAUACAUCAUUAGUUACAAAUGAAGUAUACGUUUACAAGCCUGUCCCGGCCAUUUGGACAAAGUGCUGCAGUAUGUAUGUUCCAAGAAAAGAUUUUUAUUUUGGUGAACUGGAUGGACAUCUAUAUGCUGUUUCGGGCCGCACGUUUAUAACACGGACACCUACAGUUGAGAAAUACAUUCCUCAAAAGAAUAGGUGGGCCAUGCUGGCGCCUCUGCCAGUUGACAGUUCCAGACCGGCAGGUUGUGCGUGCAACGGCCUACUGUAUUUGAGUGGCGGAUUGACCGAGUCUGGUACUUCAAACCGGGUAUGGCGGUACAAUCCUGACUUAAACAAUUGGACCGAGAUGGCUCGAAUGCUGUCUAGUCGAGCAGAGCACAUUAUGACCUGCAUAGGCAACAAAGUCUUUGCAAUUGGCGGGUCAAUUUGUGAAUAUCAGUUUUUCGCUUGGAAUGAUGUUAUGUCAGGAGAGAUAUACGAUUGUGAAGCCAAUCAGUGGACGAACUUGCUGACAUUGAAGAUGUCUGUCCUCAACAAAGCCUUCUUCACAUCUGACAACUGUAUCUACAUCAUAGGACAAGAAUUAAAUUUUCGCCAUCACUUUUUUAACACCUUCGUCCAGAAAAUUAACUUGAGGAUGUAUUUGGAUAAGAUAACUGCAUCCGGAAAUCAUGACAGCAACACUAACGAUGCUGCCAGCAACGCUGCUGGCAACAAUAACAAUGAUGAUGGGUGCCAAGUUUUCCGUUGCGAAGUCAACAAUCGGCUCGAUUAUUGUUUUUUCGGCAUCGUGAAUAGUUCAAAAUUAGCUUCAGAAUAAUUUGUUUUUUUACGUGUUUGUUAAUUUUUUAUUUUUUUCAUUAUUUCAUUUGUUUACUUGUCUAAUUUUUUAUUUUUUUGGUUAUUUAUUUAUUUAUAACUUGGUCUAACCAUUUUAUACUACGUUAAAAAUCUUUCUUUUCAAUACGCAUUUCAAUUUUUUAUUAACUCAUUUUUUCCAAUUUCAUUAUAAUUAUUUAUUGAAAAAUGUUGUACAGAUUAUUUUUAUACAUUUCUAUAAUUUUUUUCAAAUAUCCAAUAAUGAUCAUAUCAUGAGAUGAUAAACUACAAAGACGUUGAUUUCUUUGACGAUAAAUGUCUUAUAUCAUAUUA